CUAAUCGCACGUCGUCCAAAAACGUUUUGUACAGGACGUAUAGGUUUCUUAUUUCGCUUGCACGCUAGUAUUAGCGAACUUACAAGUCGCGACCUCCCGUGCCUUUCGCCCGGAUUCACCGUGCUCCUUUCUGCUUUUCACAAUGGUGCCGGCAGAUUAUUCAGAGUGGAAAAAUGCUGAGUUGAAGAAGAAGAAAGAGCGGCGCUGCUGCAGUGUUCGAUGCCUGAAAGCGCCAAUGCACAUGUUCACGUUCUUUUAUUGGUUGAGUGGCGUCGCACUAGUGAUAGUAGGAGCCUGGACAUUAGUAUUUGAGAACAAGUACAGUGUACUUCUAGGAAGCUCGUGGUUCUUGAUCAUAGUUGGUCUAAUGAUUGGUACUGGAGGUCUCAUCAUAAUUGUGUGUAUCUGCGGCUGUUAUGGAGUUGUCAAAGAACACAGAUAUUUCCUUAUUUCGUUUCUAAUUUUGUUGACGCUGAUCUUCGUAAUCGAAUGCUCUGUAGGAAUUGCAGCAUUCGUUCAUCGAGCUCAGAUUGAGGAGGAUUUAGAUAAAGCCAGUGUCGCCAGAAUGAAUGAGUACGGAACAUCAGAUGAUAUUAAAGAAUCAUUUGACACUCUUCAACAAAGGCACAAGUGUUGUGGGAGUCUAAGUUAUUCGUCUUGGAAUGUCACAGCUUGGAAACAGAUGCCUGAAAACCAGAACUUAUCAGUUCCAAACUCGUGCUGCAAGACAAUUACCCCUGCAUGUGGCAAGAGGGACCACCCCUCAAAUAUCUACCAUCAGGGUUGUAUCUCAAAGUUAAGCGAGUAUUUUCGGGAGCAUGUGCUUAUUCUGGGACUGGUAACAUUACUUCUAAGUGCUGUCCAGUUAACUGGAAUUAUUCUUUCCUCAUUUAUGGUACAUUUGGUGGAGUAUUACUGAUUGGUGUCCAGACCUCUCUCCGUGUGUACCAUGUGGAUUGGAGAAAGCCUGGCGUAAUCCCCCGUAGAAAAAAAAAGAUGGCGACCGGUACAUUUACCCAUAAUUCCUAGCGCAUAAAAACUUUAACAGUGCUCAUGGAAACGCAAAGAAAAGUUCUAAAAUCUUCAAACCUAGCAUACAGGAUGUCGUUAGAAAAAGGACAAAUAUUGCAAAGUAUGGCUUUCCUUGUACUUUAUGGGAUAUGUAAGGCUUGCAUGGUAUUAUGCUAAAAUGUACAGCACAACCACCAUCUUUUUCCUACGGAGGAUGAAUUCCUUUACAGUACUGGUUGGAAGUUUGUGGCGUUUCCUCAACAUUAGAGACGUCUUCAAAAUUUAUUGACAGUGCAGUGAACUACUACUUCAAAUCCUUACUAGGAUAUCUACUAUGUAACUGAGAAGACAACAAAAAACAGAUUCUACAUGCUGUGUCAAACUCGAAUAAGACUGUACAUGUAAGGCAGUAGUUAUUUCUGCCAAUAGAGUAACCAUUAAAGCUCAAUUUAACUCCCGGCGCCGGGAGCUAGCUUUUGUAAGGAAAGGGAGGAGACAGGGCCAAACUAUAGAGGCACAAAGAUGUAGCCCGUUGGAAGAGAAGAUUGAAAGUGUUGGGGCUAAAAGAAAGAGCUGUUAUGCCGUUAUGAUAACGUAGACGUGGUUUCCUGUAUCAGACAGUGGCGUUUUAACUACCUAUACAGUGUAUAUUUAUAGCCACAAAAGCUCAUAGGAUGUGUAAUUCAACGCUCAAUUUAUAUAUAAUUGUCUAAUCACAGCGUAAGUAUUAAGACGAAAUCCACCAGAAGUUCGAGUAACGAGUGGACAAAAACCUAGUACCAAGAUUAUUUGCAUCGUA
Molecule: messenger RNA, 1810 nt
Organism: Orbicella faveolata
Lineage: Eukaryota; Metazoa; Cnidaria; Anthozoa; Scleractinia; Merulinidae
Product: CD151 antigen-like
Cellular component (GO): plasma membrane
Source: RefSeq, a predicted model, not a curated record